This is a messenger RNA of Sabethes cyaneus, 1177 nucleotides long. RefSeq names its product serine protease 7-like. NCBI's taxonomy places the organism in Eukaryota, Metazoa, Arthropoda, Insecta, Diptera, Culicidae. The record is from RefSeq and is a predicted model, not a curated record. Gene Ontology annotation, molecular function: serine-type endopeptidase activity. Gene Ontology annotation, biological process: proteolysis. The coding region runs from base 35 to 1162 and encodes 375 amino acids. The transcript has 5 exons.
UUGCAAUUGAUUCCACGAAUCCGUUCAAACUGCAAUGAAACUAAAAGUUUGGAACAUAUUACUCUGUUGUUUGUGUUAUAUAAUUUUAUCUGCAAACUUAGUUUCUAGCGCAUCAUGUUUAACACCAAAAGCCCGCAGGGGAAACUGUGUACAUAUAGAUCUGUGUCCAAAGCUUCGUAAAUUGGCAUACAGUGCUAUAAUUUCUCAAGAAGACAGACAGUUACUAAAGUCUAGUAUUUGCGACGAUCGAAAGGUUUGUUGUGAAGAUUCUGUGGUAAAUGAGUCGACUUCUACCAUUUCUUCUAGAGCAAAACAGAGAACAACAACUAUGGCUACACCGCCGAAUGAUGAUCUACCAAAUGAAACGUUUUGCGGCAUCGAUUAUGUGCGUAAUCGAAUCUUCGGUGGAUCAGCAACCGGACUUAGUCAAUUCCGAUGGACGGUUGCCUUAGAGUACAACGUAAAUGGCUCCAGGGAGGUGAAUUGUGGUGGAACACUAAUCAAUACUCGUUAUGUUAUCACUGCAGCGCAUUGUGUGUGGAGUGUAACUCCUGAACAAUUAAUUCUUCGUUUGGGAGAGUGGGACUUGAAUCAGGAUCCUGAUUGUGACGAGGAGUCUAAUUGCAACGAUGCUGUGAGAUUUGAAGAUGUUGACCAAAUAGUUGUUCACCCAAGCUACAACAGAUCCAAGACACAUGACAUUGCUCUUUUACGAAUGAAAUCGUUUCUUCCAACAAACUACACGGAUCACAUUUCUCCGGUUUGCUUACCUCAGAUGAAAGCAUUUUUAAGUAAUUCAUUUUCAAACUCCAACGUGACUGUCGUUGGAUGGGGCUUUACUGAAGCAGGAAAACGAAGCUCUCUGAAAAUGAGUACCAACUUAGUGACGACUAGUUUGCCUAGUUGUCAACGCGAUUUAAAAUCUUUUUUGAGAGGAAUCGUUCUAAGCGAGGCACACAUAUGUGCAAAACCACCCGGACGCAAUAUUCGUGAUGCUUGUAGAGGUGACUCUGGAGGUCCGUUGAUGGCCAAUUUGAAUGGUUACUGGUAUUUGGUUGGUAUAGUAAGCUUUGGACCACCCUGUAGGAGGACACAGUUGCCGGGAGUUUAUACUAGGGUAACCAGUUACAUGGACUGGAUCAGGGAGAUCAUUUCUACAUAGAAGAAUUAUAACUUA